Messenger RNA from Stomoxys calcitrans (stable fly), 894 nucleotides. RefSeq lists its product as uncharacterized. The transcript is spliced from 2 exons. The record is from RefSeq and is a predicted model, not a curated record. Gene Ontology annotation, molecular function: catalytic activity. Lineage: Eukaryota; Metazoa; Arthropoda; Insecta; Diptera; Muscidae. Bases 1 to 894 code for a protein of 297 amino acids.
AUGCACAGGUGUAAAGUCGCACAUGAUCUCCUAUCACAGAUAGUCGCAGAACAACGUGCUGACAUCGUGAUUAUAAGCGAGCAAUAUGGAAGGAGAGAUCAAGGGUCCUGGCUGGAGGAUCCCACAAAAACAGCUGCUAUCUGGAUCCCAUACCGCAAUGGCAUCUCACCAGUAAAGAGCGGAAGUGGAGACGGUUACGUCUGGGUGCAGUUAAACCACUUUACGCUGUUUAGCUGCUACCUCACUCCUAGUGACAGCAUCGACGCCUACGAGGCAAAACUCGAUGAGAUCGAGGACACAAUGCGUGGAUUAGACGGCCAUCACGUAGUAGCUGGCGAUUUCAACUCUCGAGCGGUGGAAUGGGGCAUGCCAACAACCAACCCAAGAGGGAGACGAGUUCUAGACAUGGCCGCAAGAACCGGUUUACUCGUUGUAAACACUGGAGACGUGCCAACCUUUAGGCGACCCGGCUGCGAAGGCACUAUACCGGACAUCACCCUUGCGUCCGAGGAAAUCAUCGGAAAAAUAACAGAGUGGAGCGUACUGGAAACUUACACGGCAAGCGAUCACCAGUACAUUAUGUUCUCCUUCAAUACUGGAGGGAACACAGUUAACGAGGAAAGGAGCACCAGUACACGAAAGUGGAACCCACAUCCUCCUUCUUGGCAACGUCCUUCAAUUUGUCGUCCAACAUAUCCCCCAGCUUGCUCCAUGAGAAAACAUCUUUGUGGUCAGAAUUCAUGCUUUGGCACGGCGAAAAUUUUUUCGGUGUAUGAUUUGCCUGAUCUGGUGAUGUUGAUAAUAACGUGCGCUUACUAUUCAUCUGGCAACACAGUACAACAUAUGAUCGACGAUAACGAUAAAAUACUUCAGCUGGCACUUGUUAUCGAUUAA